This is a messenger RNA of Maylandia zebra (zebra mbuna), 1732 nucleotides long. RefSeq names its product checkpoint kinase 2 (gene chek2). Gene Ontology annotation, molecular function: protein binding; protein kinase activity; ATP binding. Gene Ontology annotation, biological process: protein phosphorylation. NCBI's taxonomy places the organism in Eukaryota, Metazoa, Chordata, Actinopteri, Cichliformes, Cichlidae. The record is from RefSeq and is a predicted model, not a curated record.
GAGACCCGGAUGCUGGUUCUGGCUCUGCUGAGUGCAGAGCUCGCUGAGAAGGCGCGCGCAUGCUGACAGCACCGGCGGGGUUCCGGUUUCACGAGCUGAAGGAUGUCUGAAAAGGGGACUCCUGAGGGGGAGCGUCCUCAGUCCCAAACCCAGUCCACCCUGUCCCCGUCCCAGGCCAAGUCCCAGUCCCAGCCUGGUUCCAGUUCAUCCAGUGGGCCCAGCUCAGCCAGUCAGUCGUCGAGUGGCUCGGGGACUCUGAGCAGCGUGGACACCAUCCCCGUAACGCUCGCGUCCGUCCCAGAGGAGCCCGAGCCGCAACCCUGGGGCCGCCUACUGCCCAUGGUCCCGGGCUUCAGGAGCCACGACUGCAUAGAGGACCAGUACCUGUUUGGACGGGACUCCAAGUGUAACUACGUCCUGGAGGAUCCAAAUGACCGAAAUUCCAGAAAGUUCCGAAUCUACAGCAAGAAACACUUCAGGAUCUACAGAGAGGGCUCGGAGGUCUUCGUGGAGGACCUCAGUAAUAACGGCACUUUUCUCGAUGGGAUUCCGAUCGGGAAAGACAAGAAGCUUCCUCUGGUCAAUAACGCCGUCAUCUCUCUGGCUGAACAACGAAACCGAGUCUUUGUCUUCAUCGACCUGAUGUCGGACGAUCAGUCCAGCCUACCCAGAGACCUGCAAGACAAAUACCUACUGACGCGACGCAUCGGCACAGGAGUGUGUGGCGAGGUCCGGCUGGCUUUCGAGCGAUCCACCUGCAGGAAGUUUGCAGUGAAAAUCAUAAACAAGAAGAACUUUCAGUCUGAAGGGACGGCGACACGAAACGCAAAGACGGAGAUUGACAUCCUGCAGAGGGUCGACCACCCUUGUCUCAUAAAGACGGAGGACUUCUAUCAGACGGAGGAAAGUUUCUACAUCGUGUUGGAGCUGAUGGAGGGGGGGGAGCUGUUCCACAGAGUGAAGUCGAAGCAGCAGCUCAACGAAUCUGUUGCCAAACUUUAUUUUUACCAGAUGCUUCGUGCUGUGGAGUAUCUCCACAGUAACGGGAUCAUCCACAGAGACCUGAAGCCGGAGAACAUCCUGCUGUCCUCACAGGACGAUGUGUGUCUCAUCAAGGUGACGGACUUUAACCAGUCACGGAUCCUGGAGGAGGCGGUGCUGAUGAGGACUCUGUGUGGGACUCCAUCUUACCUGGCUCCGGAGGUGUUCACGCACGCGUCCACCACAGGUUACGGGCUCGCCGUGGACGCCUGGAGCCUCGGCGUGCUGCUCUUCGUCUGCCUGGGAGGUUACCCUCCGUUCCACGAGAGCUUUGGUCAUCAGUCGGUCACCGAUCAGAUCAUCAGAGGAGAGUUCACCAUGGUUCAGUCCAAGUGGACGAGCGUCUCUGAUCAAGCCAAAGACGUGGUGAGGAAGCUGCUGGUCGUUGAUCCGAUGAAGAGGAUGAGCAUCGAGGAAGCUCUGCAGCACCCCUGGCUACAGGACCAGAAGAUGUUGGAGACGGCGCACAGGCUCAUGUACCCGUCUGCAGAGGGAGGGGGGGGUGCUGCUGCCAUGGAGGCGGAGUCGACCUCAGGAAGACACCUGAGGAAACGAGGACGAGAAGGAGAUGGCGAGGAGCAACAUCCUGCCAAACGGAGCCAAGGCCCGCCCUCUUCCUCUGUGUAGUCACAUGUCUCUGCUGCUGAACCUGGUGUAAAUAAAGUUUUCUAAUAAAGAUUUUUACAUUUUU